GCCUUGGAGUAGUGCAGUCGGGGAGACCGACACCACAGCAGCCUCCGCCUGGGCCAGGCUGAUGCAACUCUCCCUUUAAGAAAUCCACCUGGACAGCCCUCGGCCCGCCGGUCUAGAGGCUCGGGAGAGGAAGGACAGGGACCAAGGACCAUGCUCUUGAUGCCAGUGGCCUGAGCAGAGCUGGAACCCAAGGCCGUGAGUGCUGCCCGGGACUCCAGAGCCCCACACCCACGGCAGCCUGAUACUCUGGGGCUGCCAUGGCCGUCAAGAAUGUCAAAGGGAUGCAGAAUGGUGCUGUCCCCAGUGAGGUGGCCAAACGGGACAAGAACCUCAAACGGGGCAACUGGGGCAACCAGAUUGAGUUUGUGCUGACCAGUGUGGGCUAUGCUGUGGGGUUGGGCAACGUCUGGAGAUUCCCUUAUCUGUGCUACCGCAACGGGGGAGGUGCUUUCAUGUUCCCCUACUUCAUCAUGCUGGUGUUUUGUGGCAUCCCGCUCUUCUUCAUGGAGCUCUCGUUUGGUCAGUUUGCCAGCCAGGGCUGUUUGGGGGUCUGGAGGAUAAGCCCCAUGUUUAAAGGUGUGGGCUACGGCAUGAUGGUGGUGUCCACCUACAUUGGCAUCUACUACAACGUGGUCAUCUGCAUCGCCUUCUACUACUUUUUCUCCUCUAUGACCCCUGUGCUACCCUGGGCAUUCUGCAACAACCCCUGGAACACACUCGACUGUGCUGGGGUCCUCGACGCCGCCAACCUCACCAACAGCUCGGACCCAACCCAUGGACCCCUCAACCUCUCCCAGUUGCUCAACUACACUCUUAAAAGGACCAGCCCCAGUGAGGAAUACUGGCGACGCUACGUGCUGAAGCUGUCAGAUGACAUUGGCAACUUUGGGGAGGUGCGGUUACCCUUGCUUGGGUGCCUCGGAGUCUCCUGGGUGGUCGUGUUCCUCUGCCUCAUCCGUGGUGUCAAGUCCUCAGGGAAAGUGGUCUAUUUCACAGCCACAUUUCCCUAUGUGGUGCUGACCAUUCUGUUUGUUCGGGGGGUCACCCUGGAAGGCGCCUUCACGGGUAUUAUGUACUACCUGACACCACAAUGGGACAAGAUCCUGGAGGCCAAGGUGUGGGGAGAUGCUGCCUCCCAGAUCUUCUACUCCCUGGGCUGUGCUUGGGGGGGUCUUAUCACCAUGGCUUCAUACAACAAGUUCCACAACAAUUGCUACAGAGAUAGCAUCAUUAUCAGCAUCACGAACUGUGCCACCAGCGUCUAUGCAGGCUUCGUCAUCUUCUCCAUCCUCGGAUUUAUGGCAAACCACUUGGGUGUGGAUGUGUCCCGAGUGGCUGACCAUGGCCCAGGCUUGGCCUUUGUGGCCUACCCAGAAGCCCUCACCCUGCUGCCCAUCUCCCCACUCUGGUCUCUGCUGUUCUUCUUCAUGCUUAUCCUACUGGGACUGGGCACUCAGUUCUGCCUCCUGGAGACUCUAGUGACUGCAGUUGUGGAUGAAGUGGGGAAUGAAUGGAUCUUGAAGAAGAAAACCUACGUCACUUUGGCCGUGGCCAUUGCUGGGUUCUUGCUCGGGGUCCCUCUGACCAGCCAGGCGGGCAUCUACUGGCUACUGCUGAUGGACAACUAUGCUGCCAGCUUCUCCUUGGUCGUCAUUUCCUGCAUCAUGUGUGUGACCAUCAUGUACAUCUAUGGACACCGGAACUACUUCCAGGACAUCCAGAUGAUGCUGGGCUUCCCACCCCCUCUCUUCUUCCAGAUGUGCUGGCGUUUUGUCUCCCCAGCUAUCAUCUUCUUCAUCCUCAUUUUCACGGUAAUCCAGUACCGACCGAUUACCUACAACCAGUACCAGUACCCAGGUUGGGCGGUGGCCAUCGGCUUCCUCAUGGCUCUCUCCUCCGUCAUCUGCAUUCCCCUGUAUGCCCUGUUCCAGCUCUGCCGUGUGGAUGGGGACACUUUUCUACAGCGUUUGAAAAAUGCCACGACACCGAGCAGGGACUGGGGUCCAGCCCUCCCUGAGCACCGGACAGGUCGCUAUGCCCCUGCCACAGGCGUCUCCCCCGAGGAUGGGCUGGAGGUUCAGCCCCUGCACCCAGACAAGGCCCACAACUUGCUCCGGGGCAGCAAUGGCUCUGCCCACCCCCAGGACUCCCGGAUAUAAGCACUGCUGCAGGGGACUGACCCCAUCCAAACCCUUCCCUACCCACCCUCCAGAGACUGCCCCAGGCAGGAGGCAGUGAGCACCCUGCCCUCUGCCACCACCACCACUGCUAACCCCUGUGCCCUUUGUGUCUCUCAUCCUGUGUCUCCCUCUGCCCCUUCCCCCUGUGUUUACAAGCCCUUUUUAUGUGCCAGGACCAGGAGGGGGCAGAGGUCAGGGGCCAGCUCUCUCCCUCCAUCUUAAAUCUGUCCACACACCAAGGGAUGUGGG
Messenger RNA from Trichosurus vulpecula (common brushtail), 2429 nucleotides. It is a transcript of the gene SLC6A9, whose product is annotated as solute carrier family 6 member 9. Lineage: Eukaryota; Metazoa; Chordata; Mammalia; Diprotodontia; Phalangeridae. Gene Ontology annotation, biological process: synaptic transmission, glycinergic; sodium ion transmembrane transport; neurotransmitter transport. Gene Ontology annotation, cellular component: plasma membrane. The record is from RefSeq and is a predicted model, not a curated record. The transcript has 14 exons. The coding region runs from base 258 to 2159 and encodes 633 amino acids. Gene Ontology annotation, molecular function: glycine:sodium symporter activity.